AUGUCGCAGCUAUGGGUGAAACGUUCCAAGGCGGGGCUUUCACGACACUCUCGCCUCCUAGAAACAAUCAAUCGUGUCUUUCCUAUGCCGUUUGAGGAGAGGCGUUCGCGUGUGGACAUGGUGACGUAUGAUACCUAUCUGUGGUUUCGCUACUUUCCCCUUUUACUUGUUCCAGUCGUGAUAAUUGGGAUCAUUUUAGAAACCUGCGACAUUCCUCAAGAACACGUUUUUGCUUCUCUGCAUUUGUGGCUGACAGAUCACGGCAUGUUUCGUCAUGUUACUGUGAAGGCGCUCAACCCAGCGUUUGAGGACGAGCGACGGGCAAUCGAAUGGAAGGCCAACGAUUGCAAGUGGAGGUUUACAGGCGUCGACAUGCUUUCUGAAAAGGAGUUGCGUGAAUUUGAGGCAAUCAAUAUUCAGAGGCAAAACAUAUCGUUGUCGCGGUAA
Messenger RNA from Trypanosoma rangeli, 447 nucleotides. RefSeq lists its product as uncharacterized. The record is from RefSeq and is a predicted model, not a curated record. The transcript has a single exon. Lineage: Eukaryota; Euglenozoa; Kinetoplastea; Trypanosomatida; Trypanosomatidae. The coding region runs from base 1 to 447 and encodes 148 amino acids.